This is a messenger RNA of Rosa chinensis, 1235 nucleotides long. RefSeq lists its product as uncharacterized. The transcript has 2 exons. The coding region runs from base 18 to 1223 and encodes 401 amino acids. The record is from RefSeq and is a predicted model, not a curated record. Lineage: Eukaryota; Viridiplantae; Streptophyta; Magnoliopsida; Rosales; Rosaceae. Gene Ontology annotation, molecular function: zinc ion binding; nucleic acid binding.
CUUAAGCUUUUGCAUCUAUGGCUGCUAUGUUAUCAUGGUAUCAGAGCGGGAUACCCACGUGUGCAUGCCUAAUGGCCACACGGGCUCCACGUCACCCAAAAGUUGUCCACGUGAAUGGCUUGAAAAUUCGCCACACGUGCGGGGGCGUGUUGAGAAUAUAUACAUCCCACAUGGGAAAAAUAGGACCUUGCCUAUGGGUUUAUAAGGGUUUGGGCCACUCCAUCCAUUGCCAAUUGCCAAUUGGCAGUAGCUUCAACAGUUGGCCUUACAAUUCCACAUUUCAAAACAAUGGUAGCGACAAAGGCAAGUCAUUUGCAGAAUGUCAAAUAUGCAGAAAGAAAGGACACACAGCUGUGAACUGCUUUUAUAGGAAUGAUAUCCCACCUAAUCAUCCAAGCUUGUCCGUUGUGGUGUGCCAAAUUUGUGGCUUGAAAGGUCAUGCAGCCUUAGACUGUCAUUACAGGUCUAAAUUUGUCUUUCAAAGAGCCAAAUCACCUUCUAAUCUUACUGCAAUGUUUGCGUGUAAUACCAAUGGAGCUCAUUCUUCUAGUGUUUCUGCACAUGGUAGUUCAUCUGUUGGCACUUUGAAUAAUGAUCACAGUGACAGUGAUGUGCUUCCUUUUGCCCAGUCCUGCCAGCCUUAUGCACGGUCCCCUAACUUGGCUGAUGGGGGGGGCAUGAGCCAUGCUGCUGUGAAUAGUGAUGUGAAUGCUGCUGUGAAUAGUGAUGCAAAUAGUGAUGUGAAUGCUGCUGUGAAUAGUAAUGUGGAUGGUGGAAACGUGAAUGUGUUAAGCUCUUUUUCACAAGCUUCAAACAAGAGUGGUCCAAUACAUUUCAUGCUUACCAGGGCCAAAAAUGAAAUUGCCAAGAAGCUGACAUUUCAAGAUUUGUGUGCUUAUGAUGAGUCUGCAUACUUCAAUGGCUUUACUUCUGUACUGAAUGUUCAAGAUGCUACAGAACCAAAGACCUCUAAAGCUGCUGUUAGAAAUUCAGAGUGGGAUUCUACUAUGAAUAAAGAACUUGGCCUAAGAAAGCAAGGGAUAAGUUACUGGAGUAAUGAGGUGUUCCUCUGUAAAGAAAAAUAUGCAAAGGAUUUGAUUCACAGAACUGGUAUGGCUACAUCAAGAGCUGGAAUGCUAAGCAUUUUCAUGUUGUUAGAGAAAGAGUGCAAAGUAUACCUUGUCUCAGCUGCUGAAAUAUCUUGGAUGAGACGUGUUGUGUGAUCUACAUUUCAA